UUUCACUCUUUCCAUUUGAGUUGCACUAAUCGAAUCAUAGUGAAAAAUGGCAGAGCAAGCUGAGCUUUCAGAGCACAAAGAAGAAUCUUUAAUGGACAAAAUAGCCGACAAGAUUCACUUCGACCGUUCUGAUUCCGAUUCCGAUUCCGAGAAGAAGCUGGCGGCUGCGCAGGAACAGUCACCAGCUUCAGUUAAGGAUAAGAUUUGGCGGCUUUUUGGAAGAGAAAAUCCUGUUCACCAUGUUCUUGGUGGAGGCAAACCUGCUGAUGUAUUCUUGUGGAGAAACAAGAAGAUAUCUGCUAGUGUACUUGGUGGAGCAACUGCAAUUUGGGUUCUUUUUGAAUUGCUCGAGUACUACCUGCUUGGUCUAGUCUGUCACCUUUUGAUCUUCACCCUUGCUAUCUUAUUCUUGUGGUCUAAUGCAACAACCUUUAUUAACAAGAAACGUCCACAUAUCCCAGAAGUUCACCUUCCAGAGGAGCCGAUCCUUGAGAUCGCUUCUGCUCUGAGUAUUGAAAUUAACCGCGCUUUUAGCGUGUUGCGAGAAAUUGCAUCUGGGAGAGAUCUGAAGAAGUUCCUUGCUAUCGUUGCUGGUUUAUGGGUCCUCGCAGUUGUCGGCAGUUGCUGCAACUUUCUGACACUGUUCUACAUAUCAUUUGUACUCCUCCAUACAGUUCCUGUUCUUUACGAGAAGUAUGAAGAUAAAGUGGAUCCAUUAGCUGAGAAAGCAACACAGGAGAUCAAGAAACAAUAUGCAGUCUUUGAUGCCAAGGUUUUGAGUAAAAUUCCCAUAGGGCCAUUAAAAGAUAAGAAAAAAGAGUAAUUGUGAUGAGCUAUUUGUCCGGUAGGAUUAUUCUGAUUGCCUGAGUUUUUAGAAUUCUACUAUUUUACUAUUUCUUGUGUUUACAUAGGCCUUUAGGCAUCUUACUUAUUUGCUUUUGGAACUUUUUAUUGCCUUCUGUGGGUCUCUACUUGCCUUUAUAUUGAAAGCCGGCAGGAUUUAGUUUAUGGACCUUGUAUCAUUGUACUGUUAGCUGCAUUUUUCUCAACAUAAGGUAGAUGUUUUAUUGAAUUA
This is a messenger RNA of Lycium ferocissimum, 1075 nucleotides long. RefSeq names its product reticulon-like protein B1. The record is from RefSeq and is a predicted model, not a curated record. Bases 47 to 823 code for a protein of 258 amino acids. The transcript has 5 exons. NCBI's taxonomy places the organism in Eukaryota, Viridiplantae, Streptophyta, Magnoliopsida, Solanales, Solanaceae.